Molecule: messenger RNA, 2241 nt
Organism: Clupea harengus (Atlantic herring)
Lineage: Eukaryota; Metazoa; Chordata; Actinopteri; Clupeiformes; Clupeidae
Exons: 6
Coding region: 1096-1929 (277 amino acids)
Source: RefSeq, a predicted model, not a curated record
UAUUUGGGUUACUCCAUUGUGUCAUUCGAUCACACCAAUAUUUAAAGCCUAGCCCUGAGUAUUCACCCUGGAAACGGAGGUGUUUAUAACAAAACAAUAGACAGACUGUGUAGCAGAGUGGAACCUGAUGGUGUCUGAAGGAGGGGGGAGUAACCAAUGGCUACAUAGUACACACAAAGUGGGAACACGUUUGUACCAGAUGAAAAUUAAAAAAUAAAUAAACAUCUGGUAUGUAGGCUACACAUAGUAGUAGGAUGUGCCUCAUAUGACUCAUAUUGACUGUACGAACAUGGCACUGUGACAAUCUCAGCACAUCAGGAGAGCUCAACUUACUAGAGUACGUCAUAUCCAUACACAUAUAUAGAUAUGUCUAUUCGUCAUAUCCAGUGUCGCGUUUUACGUAUCGACUCCUCAUUUGUUGUUUGUCUCGCGGAGUUCAACGUUGACGGAUCCAACCUGAAAGCCAGGCGAUACAGUCCCGUAGUGAGCGCUCUCGUAAAAAUUAUAGCUCUGUGCCACGAGUCGAUGAAGGGGAUUUCUACCGCAGGGGUUUUCCACACCGGAGACAAACUGGUCUUAUCCGCCGAUAGUGAGGGCUUAUUUGCGCCCGAAGGCACUUGCAACGCGUGUGUCGCUUGCUGAUCUCUUGAGUUUCAACAGCCAUAAACACGUCUAAAGAGAUGAAGAUGCUAAUAACCUGCACCCAAUUGACAGGUAGGCAAUAUACAACGAAUGUAUAAUACACCUGUGCGUAGACUUUGUUCAACUAUUUGGUGUCCUGUACACUAAACUACACUGCAGCCGUUGUCAUUACUGUAGUAAAAACUUAACAAACCCAAAACAACCAGAAAGUCAGACAUCGACACAACCUGCUCAAAAUCAGCCGAGCUUAUCUGACACAAUCAGCAUAUCGGUCAGACCCAUACCUGCCAACAUUUGAAUACGACUCCCCAAGACUUCGAUAAGUGGGGUAGAACCUUUUAAUUUGCCACAGACAGAGAAAACCUCUGCUAACCUAUCUUAGCAUAGAUUCAGAUAGAUUCUAGACUGAAAUCAAUGAACUAUGCUAAACUAGGUUUGUUAGCGGAAUAAUGGAUGCAUCGUGACAAAAGCUAUUACAAACUUAUCGAAGUCUUGGGGAGAAGUGAGAAAAAAAUUACUUACCUUUCAGAAGUUGGGUUGUCUUCGUUCCUCCCAGACGAAGACUUUCUAGCAAUUACGGAGUCCGGGAACAUCGAUGCCACAGUGGCUGAAUACUCAGGCAUCACAAAAGGAAAACGAGAUGAUAUUUUUGCCCUAUUGGUGUAUGUGUUCAGUCAGCUCUCUGCGGCUCCUGUGACACUCCAUUGUGAGGGGAAAGUGCAACUAAACGGAUCCUACGGGUUUACACUGCAGCCCAUCAUUACGGACCUUCUUAAGGAUCCCUCCUGUGAAGUACAGUUGAUUACUGAGAAUACUGUAAGGGCUAUAUAUGAGAAGGGGAAUGUGCCUGCCUACUUGUCAUCACCAGUCCUUAAAGCCACGAUGCACCAUUUCACUUUGAGCAACUGCCCCAACUCCGUCACACUGGAUGUAGAUUGCCCACACAGACAAAAGGUCCCAAGAACAGUACACUGCCAUUGUUCAGUCCAGUCCAUAACCUCCACUUCCACACCGCUAACCUCAGUAUCGAAGGCAGACAACACCAACAGUGUUGUCUCUGGUGUUGCUAUUGGUCUUGGUCUUGGUCUUGUUGGUGUCGCUGCCAUUGCCAUUGCCAUCACCUGGUUCAUCUUCAAACACAGGUAUGUUAGGAUGAAACAUUCUCUCCGGUGUUCACAGGGAGAGUCUAAUUUUAUGUCAUUGAAUUGUUUGUUAAUUGUUAUUGUGUUUCCCUCGCUUUGUUAUUGCUACCUACUAACAGCAAGAAGAGGAAUGAUGUCUUCAUGAAGAAAAACAACAGAGGCACAUCAGCAAGCAGCUCCACUGAUGAACUUGGUGCUGCAAACAUGAUGCUCAGACACGACGAUCAAGCCUGACCUGCAGUGAUGUUAAUGCAUUGUAAUGCACAGUCCUAGCUCUGUAAAUGGGAAACAAAUGUAUGGCUCGGACCAAGCAAUACACUAUUGAACACAUUACUUCAAGAGCACUGAAGGAAAGGGUGUAAUUUGAUUGGCUGUCACACUCAAAUAUCAACAAAAUUGUGCCAGAAUUGCAGACUGUUCCUUUAAAGCAGCAAUAUGGAGUUCUGUUCCAAAACUA